UUCCGCAAAGGGAAUGCCAGCUCAAAGAGGAUGCUGUACAGUGUUCCGGUGUGUUUGUAACUGAAUGCACAUUUGUUUACUAGGGACUGUUUUUUUUAUGGACACGUUUGAAUACAUGUGCAAUGUUUGCGUUUGGUCGGAGAUCGUCGUUGUGAAGCAGGAGUGUGUUCUCGAAGUUCUCGCAGCUUGACCCGUGGGCUGGUGUCUGCUGCAGCCGACAUGAGACAGGAAAAAGCAGGGAUGUGCAGGAAAUCUACUGGCUGUGGGCUGUUCACUGCUGUUCCUGCGAGCUGAAGGGAAAACAAACAACCCAGGCGUGUUUGGUGGAGUAUCAGCAUGAACCUGAAAAAGUCCAGAAAUAUCAGAUCCUCCUCCAGCUGUUUGGAUGGGAUCGGGAGACAAGAUGGUGAGUCAAAAAGGAAGAGAAAAAUGGCAGAGAUCACACAAGCGCUGAACGCAACACCUGUGAAUGUGGCCACGCUGAGGAGGAUGGCCAUCAGUGAAGGAGGACUCAUUACCGAUGAGAUCCGCUGUAAAGUCUGGCCUCGCCUACUGAACGUCCCUGUAGAGAACAUCCCCGAAAAGCUUGAUGAAGUGAAUAGAGAGAAUGAUAAGGACUACAACCAGGUGCUCUUGGAUGUGCAGAGAUCCCUGAGACGCUUUCCUCCAGGUAUGCCUGAUGAGCAGAGGAUGGGAUUGCAGGAGGAGCUGAUCGACAUUAUCUUGCGUGUGCUCCAGAACAAUCCCCAGCUGCACUAUUAUCAGGGCUAUCACGACAUCGUAGUCACCUUCCUGCUCGUACUGGGAGAACGCCUCGCCACUGCUUUGGUGGAGAAACUCUCCACACACCAUCUCAGGGAUUUUAUGGACCCCACAAUGGACAACACAAAACACAUCCUCAACUACCUUAUGCCAAUUAUCGAGCGAGUCAACCCAGAGGUGUACGAGUGCAUGCAACAAGCCGAGGUUGGCACCAUCUUCGCCCUGAGCUGGCUCAUCACCUGGUUCGGCCAUGUAUUAUCAGAUUUCCGCCAUGUAGUGCGGUUGUAUGAUUUCUUCUUGGCCUGCCAUCCACUGAUGCCAAUUUAUUUCGCUGCUGUGAUCGUGCUGUAUCGUGAGGAGGAGGUGCUGGAAUGUGAGUGUGACAUGGCCAUGAUGCACCACCUGCUCUCUCAGAUCCCUCAGGAUCUCCCCUACGAGACCCUGAUCAGCCGAGCUGGAGACCUUUUCGUGCAGUUCCCUCCAUCCGAGUUGGCGAAGGGAGUGACUCAGGAGUGCACUCAGCAAACGGCAGCGUCCACCUUCACCGACUUCGGGCUGGCCUCGGCGCAGCAGCGGCCCGACACAGUGCUUCGCCACAGGCGGAGAGAGCAGCAGCAGCAGCAGAAGAAUGGCAACGCCGUCGACCCUCAACGUGGCACCGUGGCUGUGUUUCGACCUGGUGCUCGUCGACUUGUCCGACUAGCGGUAAUGGGUAUCACAGUGGCACUGGGGGCCGCGGCAUUGGCUGUAGUGAACUCUGCUCUGGAGUGGGCACCAAAACUCGACCUCCAGUUUCUGUAACAUGCACCAACCAGACCUGUCGCUCUAAAAAAAAAAACUUUGGGAUGGGCUGUGUUCUUUUUUUAUUUAUAUUUGAGGCCUAACUAAACAAAAGUGUUAUUCACCCAUUCAAGCUGAGGAUCUAGAAUGUAUGAUGAGUAACCCACUACUGAAUCUUGAAAAAGUAUUUGUAUGUUAUGUAUUUGAAAUGCUGUCAAAAGUAAUCGCACGUAAAUUCAAACACAAACUAAUCAUUUUAUGAAACCUUUCAGGUUUCUCCCACAUGCCCAUAUCUCCUCACUUUGCUGGAUCCAUUUGCCCCUGCUUCCUUUCCUUUCUGGACCCAUUCACUACUGAAUCUACCUAGACCCAUCUAUAUUCUCCUACAUUUAUUUUAUUUUUUUUUAGAUCCAUGAACUUGGCCAUGAUUUAAUCAGCUCUCUGAAACUGACCUAACCUUGUUUCCAUAUUUUAACUGGAUUUUUUUUUCUAUUUGCCCCUACUUUCUUACCUUUCUGGACUGUUCUACUCGCCCCUAAAUCUUUACCUUUUAGGACCCAUUCAUUUCCCCAUACCUUCUUACCUUCGGGUCUUGGAAGUUGACACUUGACGCUGCCUACUUACAUCCCCCUUUCUGUACCCUUUACCUAUUCACUUGGUCUCACUCCCCUACUCCUCUAGACACACCCACUCACACACACCUCCAUCAGUUGUUUUAUGCUGUGCCCUAUCUCCUUACUUUACUCACUGAGUUGGACCCAACUGUCAAAAAGUAAUUUUAUUUUAUUAUUUUACCAUUGUAAUCAUGUCCUUCGCCAGCAUAACGAAGGAUUCGUAAAUCUAUCAGGUUGUAGGUACGUAAAUUGUAAUUCAUGUUUGCAGCAUUAACAUUUUCAAACAUUUGAAAGUAAGAUUCGUAAAAGGUUUGUACCUGCAAAAUAGGCUAUUUACAUUUACAAGUGCUGAUUCACAAUAUUGGAUUUUUAUUGAUUACAUCGACAACGUUGUAUCUAGAUGUGCAGAGAUUGCUGAACGGAUAUAUCCAUUAUAAACAGUGUUUUCCCUUUACACUGAAAUAUAACUUCGCGACCAAAACUCUUUAUUGUUAGCACUUUUUUUGUAAAUAUUUCAACUCGUUAUUUUUCAAUAGGACUGAAUAUCAAUAAAUUCUCACGUUUGUAUACUGUUUGUUUAGACGUAAAAAAAAAAAAAAAACCACAUUAUUUCAUUCAUACCAUCUAUAUAUUAUGGUAUACCAUCGGAUUUGAUACAUGAUACCGAAAGCAGACCGAUGCAGAGUAUCAUCUGUCUUUUUUUUUCAUUAUUGAACAACUGCACAUACAAUUAAAAUAUGUUGCUGUAAGAUUUGUCCUUAUUUUCUCUCUGCUAAUGAUGAGCUGUGGAUAGGAAAUGAAUAAACAAUACAUAAAAAGGAGAAAUCUAUCACAUGCUUUCACUGCAUGUACAAGAAUACAGCAAAAUAAACAGUACGUGAAAUUAAUUGGUUAUAAAAAAAAAAAUCUUUGUAAAAACCCAGUGAUCUUACAUAUGUUUUACUGAACAAUUUACCAUGAAAUUAACAGCUACAAUAUUUUAUGCAGCAAUUUCUAGUAUGCACAAUUCCUGUUCCAUUACAGUUUAUUCUGUAAUGAAUUCUGUAUUUUGAAUGUGGAAUACUAAACAGUGGGAUUGCUUAAUUUCUCAAUGGCAAGGUUAUGAAAUUCAUUGUUGUAUAAGAAACGGCGUACACAAAUAUCUGGUUUAUUUUAGAUAUCAGCACAGAACACGUGGUUUUCAAUAAUUAUCACUUUAUAAAAGUCUGAACUGCACCAACACUCAUGCGCAUUCACCAGCUCUGAUUUAAUCCAUAUUAUUACUUGAUUGUAAGUUAUUAAUAAAUCAUUUAUUUGCA
Messenger RNA from Silurus meridionalis, 3454 nucleotides. RefSeq names its product TBC1 domain family, member 20 (gene tbc1d20). Gene Ontology annotation, biological process: endoplasmic reticulum to Golgi vesicle-mediated transport; positive regulation of GTPase activity. The transcript has 8 exons. Gene Ontology annotation, cellular component: endoplasmic reticulum membrane. Bases 337 to 1563 code for a protein of 408 amino acids. NCBI's taxonomy places the organism in Eukaryota, Metazoa, Chordata, Actinopteri, Siluriformes, Siluridae. Gene Ontology annotation, molecular function: GTPase activator activity. The record is from RefSeq and is a predicted model, not a curated record.